Molecule: messenger RNA, 684 nt
Organism: Ophidiomyces ophidiicola
Lineage: Eukaryota; Fungi; Ascomycota; Eurotiomycetes; Onygenales; Onygenaceae
Exons: 2
Coding region: 1-684 (227 amino acids)
Biological process (GO): chromosome segregation
Cellular component (GO): MIS12/MIND type complex
Source: RefSeq, a predicted model, not a curated record
AUGUCUUCGGUACCUCCAGUCGACGAUUCGCAAGACCAAAGACAACAGGAGGGAUCUCCAUCUCCGCCGCCACCGGCCCCUGUGCCCCUCGCGCCCGGCCCCCGCGCAUCUCGACUUCAACAAGUCUUUAGUGAAGCACUCCUUCGCACGAUUCGAGCGAAUUCAUACGCCAAUUUCUCAUCCUGCUUUCCCACACCAGCCAAACACGUACCCCAUAGUCUCGAGUCGGUCUGGAGACAGCUGAAUGCGAAAUUGGAACAGAGUGCAAGGGCGGAGUUCGACGAUGUGAUCCGCGAGAGGGGGGUGGUCAAAGGCCUCAAUGAACUAGACCUGCUGGUCUCGCAGGCGAAGAGGAAAAAGGAACAAGGAGAGCAGGAAAGCGGUGUUGCGCCACAUACCCUAGGGGCUACUGAGCUGUACCAGGCGCAUCUCACGCCUUACCUUGCGCAGGCGCAGCAGUCGCUGGAUUUGAAGCUGGAAGAGACUGAAAAACACAAUAUCCUGCUGGCUGAAAAGAUACAGCGCCAGAAGGAGGAAAUCCGACAGCUACUUGAGGGAAUGGAAGCCAUUGUUGGAGACAUCGAGGGGGCAGCGAAGGCCAUGCAGGAUUUUGACCCGGAUAACAGUCUACGGCAAGAAGCGGAGCGCAUGGAUGAAGAGAUGAACUCUGUUCAGCAGAGUUGA